AAGUAAAAGGGUACUUGAAUGGCUAGCUCAUGCAUAUAGGAAGACAUUUUAGGCUUAUUUCCUUCUUUCUCAUCUAGUAGGCACGUAGGCCGAAAACAGUCACUUUUUCACAUGCAGUUGACAGUAUUUAUCCAGUUGACAAUGUAUUUCAAGUCAUAGACGUUGAAACUGGGGAGCCACGGGGUGCUUUCCCACAUUUUGUAGAACCAGAGAUAAAGUCCAUCUUCGCUGUUCACAGAUGUGCCUCUUUCUGCCUUCGCCCCCUCGCCACCAUUUACAAUGCUUCGUACGUUUAUGUAACAAAUGCCGUUUCAUGGAAUAGGGGCAAUUCCCUUUGCCUCGUUAGGCGAUAUCAGUAAGGGUCCCCCUGUUGUUCUGCAACCACCAGCACAUCAAUACUUUGUGCAAUAACCUGUGUCAUGCCGGGGAACCAAAGCAACAAAUGUUUUUUAAAGCCUUUAGCAAUCAGAUUAAAUGCGUGUAUCAUCCGAGUUUGAUAUAUUCCAAAGAAACUAAAGCUAAAAGACACAAAUUGGCAGGUGAAAAAUUAGUGAAGACUUUUGAGAUGAAAGGCCGAAUAGAGUCUUGCUUAAAAUACUAUUGAUUUGGGUCCAAUGACAUACAAUGCCAACUCGCUGAUUACAUUUCCAUGCUUGAUUUGACCAGAUGUGAAUCAAUAUUUGUCAUACGAAACGCGUAGUGAGUUUUUGCCGAACGUUUCCCAGACUUGCAAAGCACAUAAACAAUAUUUCAGUAGAAGGAGAGAUAUCAUUUUGAUAAAUAGGACUGAGCUGCCAAAUGAAGUCUAAGAGGACCUAAAGAGCAUUACACAUAAUUGAAGAAAUAUCGUCAUGGAUAUUUAUCGCAUCGGGCAAAUCAUAAGCGUCACCAUGCUUCUGAUUCUUGCUAGGUAUAGAGCCCACUGCAAAGAUCUUACUGAAUUCGGCAUCGCUGGUAUAUUUGAUAUUUGCUCGGGAUCACAAUGCGACUCUUGUUCAGUUAAUUCUCAAACUGGAAUCCAUUUGCAAGAGGCGUAUCGCUUCGCUAUAAUGAAAGUAAACGAGAAGAACCUUCUCUACGGAUUCAAGUUAAAAGAAAGUACUGUCUAUACAAAAGACGAAGACUGGCUAUAUAAAUCGAUUCUUAUUACUUUUUUCUUAAACUCCUACCCUAUUAUCAGUGCCUUAGAGCAUCAUAACCCAUUUGUAGUUUCACUUUUCACUGAAUCCCUCAAAAUUCCUGUUAUCAGUCAUAGUGAAGACCCUCAUGCCAAACACCAAAUGGACUCAUACCAAUUUCAAAUCACGCCCAACGAGAAAUGCAGACUCUCGGCGGCUGUUGCCAUUGUGAAGCAGCUUAAGUGGGAUUACGUCAUAAUCAUCAGCUCAAGCGGUAGAAUUGGGAAUGAAAUCACGUCUCUGUUUGUGCAACAUCUUCUCAAGUUUGAUAUAUGCGAUGCAAAGAGUUAUCGUUUGCCUUUAAAUCCAAGCGGCACUGACUAUAUCGAGACGGUUAGGGGUGCCAAUGCAACGAAAGCCACAGGCCUUGUUUUAUUUACAAAUACAAGAGAUUCGAAAGGCAUCGCAUUUGGUCUGAGGGCCUUGUCCUUAAAAAACAGGUUCCAAAUCCUUGCGUUGUCUGGCUUUACCAAUUAUGUUGAGGUAACAAAAGGAAAUGAGGAGUUUCUUGAAGGAGCCAUUAGCAUUGAAUUUGCAACAAAAGAGAACCAAGAAUUUCGAAACUACUUUCUAUCUUUGAAAAGGAACACAUACACAGACAAGCCGUUCAGUUCCUUCUGGAGAACCACUUUCAAUUGUUCUGUUGGGGUGGAUGAAUGUGGACAGCUGCAUAACUGCUCAGGAGCAGAGAAACUUCGUGUUAAUGAAGGUUACUACCCAAAUACCCCUGUAAACUACGUUAUAAACUCAGUAUUUUCUUUCGCUUACGCAAUUAGAAAGUAUAUUGAAAAGAAAUGCAACAAUAAACCACCAUGCAAAAUCCCUUCCAUAAAAAAAUCAAAGGAGAGAAAACAAUUCUUUUUAUUCCUGAAUACCUUUCUAGCAAGUAAAGCUUUUGCGGACAAAACACUGAACAUCAGCGACCCAAUAACAAAUCUCAACCCAGCAGUCGUUAGUUAUAACAUACUCAACUACAUUCGAACUGAAUCUGGGUUUCAGAAUAAGAUACUUGGCAAUUGGACAUUUGAACGUGAGGGAAAGGCAAACCCAGCUUUUAACGCAUCACAUUUAGUACCUGGAGACCUGAUUCUUAACUCUGAAAUUAUCUGGACAAGAAUAAAGAAGCAAGCAGUUUCUUCUUGUCGACCUCAAUGUCGUGGGGGUGAGAAAUGGGAGCAGAACAUGAAAUUGGGACAGUGCUGCAGAAAAUGUACGAAAUGCAAGGAGAAUGACAUCGUUGUCAACGACAGUUGCAUGGAUUGUGGAAACGAUGGCAGACCAAAUAUUUUGAGAUUAGGUUGUGUUCCUCUUGAAGUGCAACAUUUUGGAAAUGACUCGUCGUCAAAACGAGCCAUUUUGGCAUACAUCGGGUUGUCAGCUAUUGGAGUCAUAGCAACACUGUUCGUUAUAUUUAUUUUCAUCAAGUUCAACGACAACAAACUCGUUAGAGCAUCAGGUCGUGAUUUGUCUUAUGUUAUUUUGUGUGGCAUCUGUGUUCUAUUUCUCUCACCAAUCGCAUUUCUGAUAGCCCCUUCAAGAGCCAUUUGUGUAUCAAGAGAUAUCAUACCAGGUAUCGCAUUCUGCAUGUGCUACUCGCCGCUGUUUCUUAAGACCAACCGAAUAUACAGAAUAUUUUGUAACGCCCAGACGUCAGUGGCUAGGCCGAAUUUGAUCAGUCCACAGUCACAGCUCUUUCUUCUUUUGAACAUCAUAGGAGUCCAAGUAUUGCUAGGAAUUGUAUGGAUGCUAGGGACAGCGAAGAAGAUCACUAAAGUUUACGACAAGCAGAACGGUGUCGUUACUCAUCAUUGCAGCAACAGGGCACUCUCUCUUGUUCUCAACAUGUUGCUGAGUGUCUUUUUCAUGUGCUGCUGCACGUGGUACGCGUUUAAAACGCGCAAUUUCCCGAAGAAUUACAACGAGUCAAAAUACAUUGCAUUCACAAUGUACCUCACUUUCCUUGCCUGGGCGGUGUUUCUACCGACGUAUUUCUCUGCUGAUGAGCUUAGCUAUGCGCAUGACCACUUGAUUUGUGCCACUUUGAUCGCCGCUGCCUUCGUUACCCUUCUCGGUCUGUUUGGUCAAAAAGUCCAGAUACUUGUUAUGCCUACGCGGGCUCAAAAAAAGAGGCAAGUUUCCGAUGUUUCAAAGCAAGAGGCUGAUCCUAACCGAUUUCAAAUGCAAUCUCAUAAACUAAACUCAAUGUCCUUGCAAAGAGGCACAGAGGCUAUGUACGGCCAGAGACGAUUCACUUCAGCAAGUCAAGAUGUAUAUUGACAUUGCGUUUUU
Messenger RNA from Rhopilema esculentum, 3467 nucleotides. Lineage: Eukaryota; Metazoa; Cnidaria; Scyphozoa; Rhizostomeae; Rhizostomatidae. The record is from RefSeq and is a predicted model, not a curated record.